Molecule: messenger RNA, 1303 nt
Organism: Dinoponera quadriceps
Lineage: Eukaryota; Metazoa; Arthropoda; Insecta; Hymenoptera; Formicidae
Gene: AIMP2
Product: probable aminoacyl tRNA synthase complex-interacting multifunctional protein 2
Exons: 4
Coding region: 216-1214 (332 amino acids)
Cellular component (GO): aminoacyl-tRNA synthetase multienzyme complex
Source: RefSeq, a predicted model, not a curated record
GCCGGCGGACGAACCGGCGGCCGACACGCGAGAGUGCGCGAGCGGGGGGUGCUACGUUAGCACACACACGCGGAUUCGUCGCUUUUUCCGAAGGGAGCACACGGCGAGCGUGCCCUCGCGUGUUCUCCGAACGAACGAACGAGAACGGUCGCACGCUGAGACGAGGACCGCGACGAAAAGAACGAGAGAGGGAGAGGGAGAGAGAAAGAGAUACGAUGAUGUACGUGCUACGGCCGAUCGUAACCUCCACGGAGGCGCAUCCGCGCGUGAAAAACAUGUACGAGAUGCGAAAUAUCCAAGGGGUCGAGCGACAUCGGCGCGACGAGAAAGAGGAGACGACCGAGAGCCAGACGACGAUGACGCCGCCGCCGUGUGAUGGUACCAAGAUGCCCGAUGUCACAGAGCAGGUUAUCCGCCUUCUGCAGCGCACCUCGCCGGACUACAACACGUUAGCGACCAGGCAGGAGGAAAUACUCAGGCAGUUGGCGGAGCUCAAGGCGCAGAUCUCUACGCUGUGCAAGUUCUUGAAACGACCUGGCCAGGAAGCUAUGAGCAGCAAGAUACUGAAUGCAAUCAGUGGAAUGCGGGCUGCGAGAAAUUGCCGAUCUCAGGUACCAGUCCAAGUUAGCCUAGUGUUAAAUGUAAACCCGUGGAAGCCGCCGUUCUCGAUAUACGCGUUGCAAAAGCUUUGGAAGGAUACUAACAUCACUGUGAAAUCGUACACUCAUUCAACUAUCAUUGGGCGAGUGCCCAUCGAUUUCCCCAACAGUACUCAUCCUGAUGUAAAUAACGUCGUGAAUUUAACAGUAAUAUUUAAAGCAGUCAAUGACCUGGAGAUGGUCACGAGCCUGCUCAGAUAUCCCGUGAUCGGCGAGGUGAAUUUUCUCAGAUACCUGAGCAGACUGCUGGAGGCGCACAAUUACGAAAGGAACGACCUCGCGUACGUGAGCGCGACGGAUAAUAUUCUCGAUUGUUGUUGUCGCGUGCGUCAUCAAACGUCCCGCGACCGAAUCGACGAGGCGUUGCUCUUGCUUUAUCAACAACUGGAGCAAACGCGAUGGAGGAGCGGCAGGAACGGCGAGCCCGAUAUCGCGGAUAUCGCCGCGUGGUCCACGAUUAAACAGUUCUCGUCGAACAGAAGAUUGCCACGAUUUAUUCAAGAGUGGUACGACAUUUGCGACGAGACUUUCAUGAACAACGCCUCGGCUCAUUAGCACAUCCGCGCUCUUCCAUCGAUCGAAGAUUUUUACAUACAGUGCGUUUUGAAAUUUUAAUAAAUUAUUUUGUUUUCUUUGCAGAAAAA